GGUCGGCUUCCGCUGGUCCUUAGCGGCUGGAUGUUUGCAUGUUCAUACGGCUAGUCCAGAAAUGUAUGACAGAGUAGAGUUUGUGUUUUUCACGUUAGCGAACUGUGUAGAAACUCUUUUCUCUGUGUAAGUGAAAGCGGAGGUACAGAGUAACUCACCGUUCCCAUAAGAUAUUCACAAUUCUUAUAUAUAUAACUUUACAUCCUGUUUAGUGUCAGGACGGAGUUAGCUUUGUUAGCAUUGCAAGCUAACUUCUGUAAUCAACGUGACUUGUCCAAGCUAACAGGAGUCAUAACAGCAGCAGCGCUGAGAGCAAAGCAUGAACUGCCCGCCCACCAAACGCUUUCGAGGACUGGAACACAAUGUAGCGACAGCCUAUGAUGACUCGUUUGGAGAUGAUGGAGACUUCACCCAAGAUGACCUGGAUGAGAUUGACGUCAUCGCCUCGCAGGCCAUUGCUACUUCAACAGCCGGGACAGCAGUGAGGUCUAAAUCUGAAACAACACCACUAGAGUCUGCCUUGUUGUCAUCGGCGUGGCAUAACAAACCUCUGAGCAAAGUUUCAGCUAAGCAAAGCAGAGAAAACGCAUAUGCGUUUAACAGCAGCACCACAGGGAAUGCUGGGAUACCAAACAGAGAGCCUCUCGGAACAAGGCAGCAGCAGGUUGGGUUGGACAGAGAAGAAUCAUACAGUCAGCUGGAGGUCCAACAUGCUGAGCUGAAAAAAAAGCUGAAGGAGGUUGAGGAGGAUGUUCUCAGAGACUCACUGAGGGCAGCCCAUCAGGAGAAAGACACUCAGAGGCAGAAUCAACUCCUGCUGGAGAUGCAGCGACAGAAGGAGCAGAGUGACAAAGAGAAGGAGCUCAACAGGAAGGUUCAAUCUCUGCAGUCUGAGUUGCAAUUCAAAGAAGCAGAAAUCAAUGAGAUGAAAACCAAACUGCACUGUUUAGACAAAAACAAAUCAAACUCUCCACCAUCCAAGAACAGCCCUAAAGUUGCCCACCUGUAUCACGGGAGCGGCAGCAGCUCCUCCUCUCCAAUGGGAAGUGGUUUUAUCACAAAGGAAACAUUUGGAGCCCAACUGCCUACUAGAAUGACACCAGUCAAGACUCCGUUAAAGAAACGAAGAGAUGAGAGAACUUCUAACAGCAAAUCUGGUGAAAACAGACAGGAAGUGUCUCAUACUGAUCCCUUCCUGUGUGUCAGAGCAUCACACCUGCAGCACCGAGGUGGCAUCCUACUAGGUUUGUUACUUCAGCAGCCUCUGUUUCCCAGUAGCCUCAGCCUGUCUCAUCUACUGUCUAUGGGUUUGACAGACAUCCAGCAGAUAUCCAGGCUGUCAGGUUUUCUGCUCCCCCCUGAAGCAGCAUCUCAUGUCGGGGACGAUGGCUCACCCACAGCUUCUCUGAGUCCACUCCAGAGUCUGGCUGUAACUGGACUGACCAGACUCAGUCAGAGCACAGCAGUGAUGGCAGCCAGCAGCAAUAAUAACAGGUCAUGUCCUGGUGCAGUCCUCCUCCUCCCACUGCUGGACUUCCACUUGUCUCGCCUCUGCAAGGAUUUGAACUCACACCAUUCCAGCUCAGAAGGACGUGGAUCAGACUCUGAUGCAGCGCCCUCGUUUAAGGCAGACAGACUUCAGGAGAAUGGGUUGUCAGGAUUCAGUGUGGAGGAAACUGGUCUGGCUUCACUGAGGGUCCUGUAUUUGCUGCUGGCACACAGUGAUGAGGUGGUGGAGUCAGUGUUGGCAAAUGUGAAUAAGAGCAAAAUAAAGGGUAAUUCCUCUGCUGCAGUUGUGGACCUCUGCUCCCAGAAUUCCUUGCUUCAGUCGGUGCUACAGCUGUGUGAAGCAGGCGCUGGCAGCAGCAGCAGCUCACAGAAGAAGGAACUUGUCCUCAGUGCCAUGAACACACUGAGUGUCCUGAUAAAGAGGACACCACAGACACACACUGACAGGUUGCAGUGUGUGUUACCGGUGUUGUGUGUGUGUCUGGCAGCGGACAGCAGUUUACAAAUGGUCUUGGAGUGUGUGUCCGUCCUCAUGUCCAUGUCUGACCACCAGACACUGGCUGAACAGAUCUGCACUCAGCACGACUCCUGUGUUAUCCUAAAGUUACUGCAGUACAUCAGAGUCAGACCUGGCAAGGAGGAAACAACCUCUGACUGGACGCAGCUGGACCUGCAGGUGGUUUGCUUGUUGAGCAGAACCCUCACUCAAAGAGCUGAACGUUGGACAAACCUGCAGAGCAGCUGUCAGUGUUACACAGAGCUGGUCCAGACUGUGGUGAUUAUUUUUCAUCGUCAGUGGUUGGAUCUCCGUGGCUCUCAGGAGCAGAUGGAUUCCACAGCCCCGCAAUGCUGCGUCUCCCCAUCGCUGCCGUGGCACCGCGGCCCAGGAGCUUCUCUGCUCAGGGAAUGUUUGCUUCUGCUGCACUGGCUGCUUCUCCAUCACCGCAGCUUCUCUGAGAGCUGCAGGCCACUGCUGCACAUGUACGACCAAGUCAUCCCAGCUGUGAGAGACACGCUGAAGAAGAUUCCUGACCUUAGCGAGAGUGAAGAGCUGGCAAUGGAGGAAAUCUGCCGUUCCGAGGGCGACGACAGCGACGACAUGGAAACAGAUUCCUGACGGACGGACAGGCGCUGUCAGUGUGAGAGUGCAGACGGACAAUGAGUAAGGACAGUGAUUAUGUUUGGGUAAAUAACUGACAACACACACCUGACACCACUCAAGGCUCAGAAACUUACUUUUUUUUUACUGAAUCACAAGACAGUUACAGAAAUAAUGUGCUGACUCAUGGGAAUUAUGUAUAAAUAUAUAAACAUAAAGGUGAGAGAGAACCUGCUGCAGUGAGAGCAGCACCGGAAGCUGCUUCACUCUCUUCAGGCUUUCAGCCUCGUGUUCUUCAGUGAGGGUCCACAUGGUUUCAGAAGCAUCACAUUUACUGUAGCAUCAUCUAUAUUUGCAUCAAUACUUGAACACAAUUAUUUUCAAUCCACUGGGAUUUGUACUACUGUCGAUUGGUGAAAUUAAAACGACUACCAAACUGAAGAAAUAACACGCUGAAGUGAAAACUUUUUAAAGAUCUAUUUAGACCACACGUCAAACUCAAGGCCCACAGGCUGAGUACAGCCUACUGGUGUUUACUGGACUUGUUAAAUGCAGUGGUCAGAUUCUGAAUGUGUAUAAUACAUUCGUAUGUGGUAAUUUUCUCUUUGCUUUAUUGAGUAAAAUUAUGCUGCAGUCUCUUUAGUAUUUCUGGUGAUAACACUGGACCUAAAUAACAGU
Molecule: messenger RNA, 3286 nt
Organism: Cynoglossus semilaevis (tongue sole)
Lineage: Eukaryota; Metazoa; Chordata; Actinopteri; Pleuronectiformes; Cynoglossidae
Gene: atrip
Product: ATR interacting protein
Biological process (GO): DNA damage checkpoint signaling; DNA repair
Source: RefSeq, a predicted model, not a curated record